UCGUUUUCGGCUUCACUUUAGUUUGUGUGUUCGGACAACGUGUUAUUCUCUUCAGUUACAUUUCCUUAUGAUUUUACUUUAGUCGCGCAAGAUCGAAGAUAGUCCAGUCCACCGUUUAUGCGUUUUAAGGUGGUUGUGCCGCUGUGCCAUGAACCUAUCUGAGGAGGCUGUGCUGGCCCGUGUGAAGGCGCUAGAGGAGGAAGUGGAGAGACUGAAGGCUCAGCUGAAGGAAAAGAGUGAUGGAGCAGUGGAGGAGAGGACCACGGUGUCCCCUGAUCCCGUUGCUGCUGAAAUAAAGAAUCAGGAGAAUGGAGCCGCCAGGAAGAAAGGAAAGAAAGCAGAGCGGGUGUUUGAUUUCUCUGUUCACCCUCGGCGGCAUGUGGCACUGCGUCUGGCCUACCUGGGUUGGAAUUACCAAGGCUUUGCUGUGCAGGAGAACACGGAGAACACAGUGGAGGCGCGGCUGUUUGAGGCGCUCCUGAAGACCAGGCUGAUCCAGGACAGACAGAGCUCUAACUACCAUCGCUGCGGACGCACAGACAAAGGAGUGAGCGCCUUCUCACAGGUAAUAUCCAUUGACCUCCGCUCGUGUCAGUACAGUGGUUUGGGUGUGACAAUUCCUGAUGAUGUUGAGCCUAAAGGUAGCGCUCCCACAGCUGAGCUUCCGUACGUAAAGAUGUUGAACAGGGUUCUGCCUCCGGAUAUCAGGGUGCUUUGCUGGGCACCAGUGCAAACUGGCUUCAGUGCACGCUUUGAUUGCCAGUACCGAACUUACCGGUACUACUUUCCUCGUGGAGACCUGGAUGUGGAUCUCAUGGCUGCAGCAGCCAGGCGGUAUGAGGGAACACAUGACUUCAGGAACCUGUGCAAGAUGGAUGUGGGUAAUGGAGUUCUGCAGUUUCAGAGGACCAUCCUGUCUGCGUCCGUGCAGCCAGCUCAGCCCAGCCAUCCCUCCCCUUCUGACCCCCAACAGCUUUACCUGUUCGAGGUCAAAGGACUUGCUUUCCUCUACCACCAGGUUCGCUGUAUGAUGGCUGUACUGCUUCUGGUUGGCCAGAAGCUGGAAGCUCCAGAGAUCAUUGAUAAGUUAGUGGAUGUUGAGAACAAUCCUAGGAAGCCUCAGUACAGUAUGGCAGUGGACUACCCGCUGGUGUUGUACGAGUGCCAUUUUGACGGGUUGAAUUGGAACAAUGAGGAUGAAGAUGGGAGUCAUGUGCUCAAUUCCCUACACCAGCAUUGGACUCAGACUGCAGUCAAGGCCCAGGUCCUACAUGGCAUGAUCCAAGGCCUGCAGAGCUCAGCUACAGACAAGGCGUCCUCUUCUAUGGAGUGCUGGCUCAUGGAGGGUUCCAGACAGCGGAACUACCGCCCCCUGCUGGAGCGUCCACGCUGUGAGAGUCUGGAGUCUCGGAUCCAGCAUUUUGUGAAGAGAGGGAGGCUGGAGAGAGAAGAGGGAGAGAGUGGGGAGGAGGCCACUGUCUUCAGGGGCAAAAGGUCAAAGCACUUGCACCAGGCGACCUCCACACAACAGCAAGGCACAGACAGUGCUGUGACCAACAUGGAAGUCCCAUUACAACCCACAAUAUAAACUUUGACUUUUUGGUAUCCCAGAACUCCAAUUGGAUGCAUAGACAUAUAAAACAUUUUGGAUUUGGACUAUUUUCAAAAAGCACUGGCUGUGAGCAUCCAUUUUCUGCAUCAGAACUGCUUCCAGUAUUAACAGCAGAGCUAUCCAUCAUUUCUGAAGACCACUUCAUUGACAUCAAACAGAACUCUGUUAAAGAGCAAGAUAAGCCAAAGAUCAGCUCUGGACUUCCUGAGACUGUGCAGACAUUUGCCAAUGUUUUUUAAAGUAACCUGGAUUUUUUUUGUUUCCUUAUUAAUAUUGGAACUGGUGAAUAUUAGAGAACUGUAAGUUCUUUUUUGAAAAAGUAUUUUCAGUUGCUUUGCUAGUUUGAUGUACUGUAAUUGACUUAUUCAGCUGUAAGUUCGCUAAAAAAAAGUGCACUGACAUUGUAUUUGAUUCAAACCAUGACAUGGGUAUCGCAGAGAUCAGAUGUUUUUAUAUCAACACAAGUUGUUUUUCAGUUUACUCAGUUUUGACAAGAAUUGAGUUAAUAUAAUUGUACAUUGUAUAGUUAUAAUUAUGUAACAUACAGUUUUAUUAUCUAUAUUAUAAUAUAGAAUUGAGCUUAUAUAAUUUGGUCAUGUGCACCUGAUGUACGGAUAUAAAUCAAGUAAAGUCAGCACGCUUUUCAGUGCAUUUUCAGAUUGAUAUAUGUGCUGUUAACACUCACAGGCUUGUGAUGAGACCUCUUUGUUUUAUAAAAUUCAGCAAGCUGGAUAAGCAUCCCAUAGAUUAAGGGUUGUUUUUUUUUUUGUUUGUUUUUGUUUUUAAACUGUAACCUUAUGAGGGCUUCUUGUGUCUUAGUGGCUUCCAAAUGCAUUUUAGUCAUAAGACCUGUAAAAAUAUCUUGUCUAUUAAAAUUCAAGAAAGCAACAAAAUCCAAUAAGUGAGGUUUGCAUGGCAUAAUAUCAAAGUAAUGCUGACUGACCUCUUCCUCGCCUUUGUAGCAGCAUGAUUCUACCAGCACUCAAUUGCAAAUCUACAGAUUUAAAACGGACAAGUAUGCACUCAUUGAUGACUUAAUCAUGGGCACCUAACUUGUGUCUACAUUCAUUACAUGUACACUAAUUUUAUCAUCUUAUCUCUACUACUACAUAAGUGCACUUUGUAAUUCAGCAAUGACAUCUGUAACCCUGCAGAGUUUAUCUUAUUCAUCAAUGAGCAGGACUCUCAUAGGGCCGCUGAAUAAGUAUAUUAUCAGUGUCUCUGCUGGGCUGAGAGGAUGUUGAACUUUGGCCAGAAAUUGAACACUGAUGAAACACUAGAGGAUGACUAGCGAAAACAGAUGAGCCGGCUUCUCUAAAUUUACAUCUACAAGGCAGACCAACAAAAUAGGUUUCUCUAAUAGAGAGACCUUGAGCGGACACAGUGAUUAAAAAGUCACAUGCUGGCUGAUCCACUUGUAUCAAUGCUGCACACUAUCAUACCACCAUUGUCAGUGUUACUGCAGUGCUGAGAAUGUCCCACCACCCAAAUAAUACCUACUCUGUAGUGGUCAUGUGAGGGUCCUUACCGUUGCUUAACAAGGUAAAGAGGGGACUAAGAAGUCAUGCAGAGGAACAGAUGGACUACAGACUGCAGUUGUAGAACUAUAAAACUACACCUAUAUGAUAGGUGGACUAGAUAAAAUAAAAAAUGCCCCUUAUUCUCUGAAGUUGCAUAAAAGAAAUGCAUGUUUGACUGCCUGGAAUGAGGUAUGAACCACUGAGUAAAAAUCAUGAAACUUGUGUAGGACCUGCACAGAUUCGAGCGCAAUCAGCUUCACUGCGUAAAAUCAAGCAAACCAGCACCUUAUUUACAUAUUAUUUACAUGAAGCAUACCGUAAGCCAUACAGAGCCAAUGAACAGCUUUCAGCAGCUCGUGAGCCAAUGGCUGCGCUCGGAGGAGGAGUUUGAGGUCGAGCAGUGAGUGCACAGCUU
Molecule: messenger RNA, 3547 nt
Organism: Pygocentrus nattereri (red-bellied piranha)
Lineage: Eukaryota; Metazoa; Chordata; Actinopteri; Characiformes; Serrasalmidae
Gene: pus3
Product: pseudouridylate synthase 3
Exons: 7
Coding region: 149-1588 (479 amino acids)
Biological process (GO): tRNA pseudouridine synthesis; mRNA pseudouridine synthesis
Cellular component (GO): nucleus; cytoplasm
Molecular function (GO): pseudouridine synthase activity; RNA binding
Source: RefSeq, a predicted model, not a curated record